Messenger RNA from Trichoderma virens Gv29-8, 1017 nucleotides. RefSeq lists its product as uncharacterized. Lineage: Eukaryota; Fungi; Ascomycota; Sordariomycetes; Hypocreales; Hypocreaceae. The record is from RefSeq and is a predicted model, not a curated record. Bases 1 to 1017 code for a protein of 338 amino acids. Gene Ontology annotation, cellular component: mitochondrial large ribosomal subunit. The transcript has 3 exons. Gene Ontology annotation, molecular function: structural constituent of ribosome.
AUGGCAGCCUCAAGUAGAGGCAGCAGAGCCGUUAGAGGCAUCCUCUCAUCCUCCCCCACGCUGUGCUCCAAAUGCGCAACCACUUACAAGGCAUCAUCUGCCCGGUUCUACUCUGCCGCUGCGGCGACUGAGGCCAAGGCUGCUGCCGUCGACACUCCUCCUCCGGCACCCUCGGCCAGGAGUCCGUAUCCUUAUGAUGUCCGCUCCGGCCUCAUCCUCACACGACCGCCGCUCUUGACGAGAACUCUGCACCCCUUCGAGAACGCCUUCUUCUUCUACCAGAAACGGCUAGAAGAGCGCCUCAACACGCCCUUCAUCACGAGCAUAUACUUCAAGCCCGACACGGCGGCGCAGCUGGACUGGAGCCUCAAGGUCCAGGAGCGCGGCGGCACCGUGGCCAAGGAGCUGGGAGCUUACAAGGGCAAGAACUCCAACGCCUGGGACGACGAGCUGAGGGUGGGUGACAAGCUCAGUGCGCAGGAGACGGUCCUGGAGAGUCUGCUCAAGGACGCUGCGCCCCGGGUCAGUGACGAUGCGGAGGUGAUUGCGCCUGAGGACGUUGUGCCUGUGGAGAGGCCUGCGGAGAGAUUGUCCGAGGCGGAUCAGAAGAAGGACGUGAGGCGGCUGGAUCGCCAGAUGGACAAGACGCUCUAUCUUGUUGUCAAGGGGGCGGACGGAUGGGGCUUCCCUGCUGAUGUUCUCAAGGAUGAGAACCUCCACGAGGGCGCAAAGAGAGUGCUGGACGAAGCUGCCGGCGUCAACAUGAACACCUGGCUCGUCGGCCGCGUCCCCGUCGCCCACCUCGUCCAAGAGCCCGUCCUCGGCGCCAACGGCCAGGUCGAGAAGAAGGGCCGCAAGACGUUUUUCCUCAAGGGAAGAAUCAUGGCCGGCCAGGCCGACCUCAAGGGCAACCCCUUUGGAUACACGGACUUUAAGUGGCUGACGCGGGAGGAGCUAGAGCAGGAGUUGGCGCCGGAGUAUUAUCGCGGUGUGAGGAAUAUGAUGGCUGACCGGUAA